This is a messenger RNA of Prunus armeniaca (apricot), 2544 nucleotides long. The record is from the annotation of a GenBank genome assembly. Lineage: Eukaryota; Viridiplantae; Streptophyta; Magnoliopsida; Rosales; Rosaceae.
AUGGAGCCUCAUGGCUCCUUACCAAAAUCUAUAGGAAAUCUUUCUCACCUUACCGGAAUCGACCUGAGGAACAACAGCUUUGCUGGUGAAAUUCCUCAAGAAAUAGGUCGUCUUGGAAGCCUGCGAUCUCUCAACCUGUCUCGGAAUUCCUUUGGCGGCAAAAUUCCAAGUAAUAUAUCUCACUGUGCACAACUAAGAGCGCUUCGUUUGGCUCACAAUGAGCUUAUUGGAUCCAUUCCGAACCAACUCAGUUCAUUGGAGCUAUUCCUGCGUCGUGGUCAAAUUCUUCGAGACUUCAGAAGCUUGAUUGUUCGUGGAAAUGGUUUGACCGGGACACUCCCUGCUGAAAAUCUUGGAAGGUUGCGAAGCUUAGUUUGGAUAAACUUCAGUCGCAAUAGACUGGGAAGUGGGAAAGCUGGUGACUUGAAUUUUCUCAGCUUCUUGGCUAAUUGUACUGGCCUAGAGAACUUGGGUCUGGACCAUAACCAUUUUGGAGGAGAAUUGCCAAGGUCCAUAGCCAACCUAUCUACCCAACUAAAAUAUCUUUAUUUGGGGGGAAAUUUUAUACAUGGAAGCAUCCCUGAAGGCAUUGGGAAUCUUACAAGCUUGGCCCUUCUUGGAAUGGAGGACAACUAUUUCAGUGGUAGUGUCCCUGAUGCCAUUGGGAAGCUUCAAAAGUUACAGGGAUUGCAUAUGGAUGUUAACAAAUUUUCUGGGCCAAUACCGUCCUCCCUAGGUAACUUGACUUCAUUGAUAACGGUAUUCAUGGACGAGAAUAGGUUUGAGGGAAGUAUACCUCCAAGUCUUGGGAACUGCCAAAGUCUACUCACACUUGACGUUUCUAAUAACCGUCUAACAGGCACCAUACCUAGAGAGCUUUUUGCGAUUUCAUCCCUUUCAAUUUCUUUGAGAAUUUCUAACAAUUCUUUGACUGGUUCGUUACCAUCUGAAGUGGGUGAAUUGGUGAAUCUUGUGGAGCUGGAUGUGUCAGGAAAUAAGUUAUCAGGUGAAAUCCCAACAACUCUAGGCGGUUGUAUUAUGUUGGAGCGCCUGUAUAUGCAAGGUAAUGAAUUUGAAAGAACAAUUCCUGACUCUCUUAAAGGUUUAAGAAGCUUGGAAGUAAUGGAUAUUUCACACAACAACUUAUCCGGGGAGAUUCCUAAACUUUUAGAAAAGCUCAGGUUUCUUAAGUAUCUCAAUCUUUCUUAUAAUGAUUUUGAAGGUGAAUUGCCUAAAGAAGGGAUCUUUUCAAAUGCAAGUGGUCUCUCAAUUAUUGGAAACAAUAGGGUCUGUGGUGGUCUCCCAAAAUUACUUUUACAUGCAUGCUCCAUCAAAAAGUCCAAUUCAUCAUCUCAUCGACUACUUGCCCCAAAGGUAAUCAUCCUUGUAGCUUGUGCAGUUGCAUGCAUAAUUGCUCUGUCAUGCUUCAUUGUUGCUCGUUCGAAGGUGAAAAAGUCAAGAGGUGGCCUAGUAACUUCAGAUUCUUAUAAGGGCUGGAAAUCAGUCUCUUACUUGGAACUCGUUGAGUCAACUAACGGCUUCUCUGUGGACAAUUUGAUUGGUUCCGGAAGUUUUGGUUCUGUUUACAAAGGAGUACUUCCUAGUGAUGGGAGGGCAGUUGCUGUUAAGGUAUUAAAUCUUCAACAACGAGGAGCUUUCAGGAGUUUCAUUGACGAAUGCAAAGCUUUAAGAAGUAUACGGCACCGUAAUCUUCUCAAGAUCAUUACUGCAUGCUCGAGCAUUGAUAAUCAGGGUAAUGACUUCAAGAGUCUAGUAUUCGAGUUCAUGGCAAAUGGAAGUCUAGACUCAUGGCUGCAUCCUAGAGAUGAUGAGCAACCUCAACAAAGUAAGAGAUUGAGCCUUAUCCAAAGACUCAAUAUUGCGACUGACAUUGCUUCUGCAUUAGAUUAUCUCCACCACAGUUGUGAAACAACCAUUGUUCAUUGUGAUCUAAAGCCAAGCAAUGUUCUUCUUGGUGAAGAUAUGGUAGCCCAUGUUGGUGACUUUGGUUUAGCAAGGUUCCUCUUGGAGGCAUCAGAUAAUUACUCCCAAAGUCAAACCAUGUCAGCUGGGCUAAGGGGUUCCAUAGGCUACAUUCCUCCAGAGUACGGCAUGGGAGGCCAAGUUUCCAUUCUGGGAGAUAUUUAUAGCUUUGGAAUACUGUUGCUAGAAAUGUUCACUGGAAAAAGACCUACAGAUGACAUGUUCAAAGAUGGUCUAAGCAUUCACCAAUUCACAGCAAUCAAAAUGCCUGACCAUGUCAUGGACAUAAUUGACCCUUCAUUGCUCAUUGAAAGAAAUGAUGCACAUGGUGAUGGAGAAAGAUACGAAAGUGAAAUACGAACAAGACGAACCACAAGCUAUCAGCAUGGCAGCCCUAUCCAAGCAACAAGAUUGGAGGAAUGUUUGGUUUCAGUGAUGCAGAUAGGACUCUCAUGCUCUGCAAUAUCACCAACUGAGCGGGGGCAAAUGGAUGUUGUUGUCAACACACUGAAGGCAGCUAGAGACUCCUAUCUCAAUUUGAGAAGAAGAAGAGAAGAAUGA